AUGUCCGACGAAAAGGUUACAGGACUUGCCUCCUUACCGUUAGAGUUGUUCGACAAGAUCCUAUCUAUGCUCGACUCAGUGUAUACACUCGGCCAGUUCGUGCGUACGUCGCGCUUCAUAUACGGCCGCUUCAACGCUGAGAAAGCUGUUCUCAUCUGGCGCGCCCUUCAACGGGAGCUUGGGCCCGGGGUUAUCGAUGCCAAAAUCCUAUACACGUUUGAGUACGCCGAGCCGAAUCCGGAUAACCUAUACCACUACCACGGGCAGGUCCGCAAUAUCGCCCGCAUCUACAUCAGCAUGGUGAGGGGUCUGGGAGUCUGGAGCCGGCCUGUGGUUCACAUACCGACUCCGUACCAACUCACCGAGUUUGCUCACGCGUUGUACAAAAUGAACAAAAUCGCGGACCUGUAUAUCGCCACACAGCUCCAGACCUUUCGGCGCUACGUCGAAAAACAUGUCUCCUCAAACGAGUCGGUUUUGGCCGCGGCAGCUCCCUUGACUCCUACUGAGCGCCAUCGGGUCCUGCGGGCCCUUUACCGUCGUCAAAUCGUCAGUAAUGCCUGGGCUCCAACGAGGCGCCAUGAGCGAUAUGAAUCAUGGGAAGAGGAGGACAUCAUCAGUAUGGGCAAUAUCAACAUAGACGGGCGUGAGCAUGAUACCAGGGAAGUGAGCUUGGGAAUCCUUGCGGCGUUCGAGCCCUGGGGGACGCAGCAGGUCGACCACAUCAACCUGUUUCUCGGCCGCCUCUGCAUUGCGCUCGAUCGCCUCACUUAUGACCCCCCCCCGCCGUUUUAUCCAAUACUACCGCAAUAUUCGGUGAGCGCUAACCGAGAAGUGAAGUUCGGCAAUAUGUACGCCCGGUCCUCGUCCUAUCUGGUGCAGUACAUCAAAGCCCAUCCAGACCUCGUCGAAGAGGCUGUACGCAUCCUAUCAUCCCAGGCCGAACUGCCCCCGGACCACGAAAGCCUCCAGAACCCGUAUCUCGACCGUUACGGCCUCUUCCCCUUGACCUACAGGUUUCAACGCCGAAGAUAUGACUUAAUUCCCCACCCCGAGACCAAGGGGUGGGAGGAGGACCUCAAAUCGAUAGAUUUUGCGGGCGACGAAGACCCAGACGCCGACGCAGGUGGGACACCUUGGGCUUGGCCGGAUGCGUUGAAUGGUCACUACGUCAACUGGUAUGGGGAAGCGCUGCAUAUGCUCCCAUCGCUGGCGGGUGAGGAUGAGGAAACGAAGCUUGAGAGAAGAGAGCGGGCGUAUCGGUGGCGGUGGGCUGGGUUUUGUUUCUGGGAUCGUGAGAGGGUGGAAGCGUUGAAGAAGCUGGACGAGUUCAAGGAGUUUAAGAGGGGUUGGGUUGGGAAUCCGUAG
This is a messenger RNA of Dichotomopilus funicola, 1368 nucleotides long. RefSeq lists its product as uncharacterized. The transcript has 2 exons. Lineage: Eukaryota; Fungi; Ascomycota; Sordariomycetes; Sordariales; Chaetomiaceae. The coding region runs from base 1 to 1368 and encodes 455 amino acids. The record is from RefSeq and is a predicted model, not a curated record.